AUGUCGAGAUUGAUGGAGACGCCAAAAUACAACAUGCAAGCCAAAACAUAUGAUCGCUUGAUGAUCACCUUAAAAAAUGAAAUGACCGAGUCAAACAAGAAAAGAGAAAUUUUGGAAACGGAGCUAAAAGAAAAGUCGAGACCAAUGGUUUUUCGUGAGGCUGCAGCCAACUUAACGUCUUUUCUCUUUGGAGCCACAUCGGCGAUUUGCGUGCUGGUUGCGCCUGCCACGGGUGGAGCUACAAUAAUUGUUGCUUUUGCUCUUGGAGCGAGUGCGGUUGGUAGUGGAUCAGUGGCGGCUGGCUUUCAUAUAACGGGGAACAUACAAGAUGCGCGUCGAUUGAGUGACGAGAUUGCCGAGUCUUUCAAAAAACCGAUCCGGAUCCUUAAUGCCUACGAAAGAGCAGUAAACAGUAUGCGACAAGAUGAAGAGAAUGAGUUAAAAAUUUAUGUCAACAGAGCAUUAAGCCAGCGAAUCUUGAGCGGAUUUUUUCGUGUUCUUAACCCGAUCCCAAAUGCGGGAGUCGCCGCAGCUGUUAUGGCUGCGAGAACGAUUCCCUCUUUUCGAAUGACUGCUGCGGCCAUUUUGCCAGGCAUCGGAGAGAAUUGCUCUCCAAAUUUUUCAGCAGCUUGCGAUGCGCUCUUUCUCGGCUUAAACAUCAAGGAUCUCUACAAGAAGGACACGAGUCGAAAAGCAAACGAAUUACAAAAUUACACAAAACAAGUCGAUCAUCUGAUUGAAUGGGUUGAAAGGGACGUGAAAAGACGGAAAGUGGUCUACUUGUACGAUUCCUUUGUGGCCAUUAUUGGCGUUUGUGGUAAAAGAAGGACGGGGAAAAGUCUUUUACUCGAAAUGAUUCGAAAGUUGUCCAAGAAUGAAAAGGCUCUCGACGAUCCAAAGACUAGACUAAGUGAUCACAAAGGCAUUCGCUUCAAAGCCAGUGAUGAUUCUCACACAACAAACAUCGAGAUGUGGAGUGAACCAUUCAUCAUCAACUCUCGAAACAGCAAGAAAAAGUUUGCCAUUCUACUGGUGGAUACCCCCGGGAUUGCAGGCGAUGAAGCAUCCCCCGAAGUGCAUAACUUCACCAUCACUUUCAUGACGAUGUUCUGCGACAUUUUGAUUUAUAAUGCAAAAAACUUUGACAUGGAAAACCUCAAGUCAUUAGCUGAAGCGGUCGCCGUCACUAACAAGGAAAAGCCUCAGAAAAUUGGCUACAUUGUCAGUCGUGAUAUGCUCGGUCACGGUCACAAACUCAAUCACGAUCACAAACUUGGCCACGAUCCUGAAUAUUUCAAGCGGGAUGGCAUUCGAAGAAACCACCCACAACUGCUUAAGUUUAUUGAAGAGGGAUUUAAGAAGAUUAAGAUGUACAACUUCCCAAAACCACCCGAAUGGGUUCAGGAGGCAAGUCAUAUCGAUGAAGUGGCGAAAGUAUCACCACCGAGUCAAGGGAAGCACGAUGAAACUGAUGGAGAAGAGACGGACAGUGGUGUGACAUCCAUCGAGACUCUACCAUCAUUCGAUGGGGAUCCCAAUCCCACAUUUGGUGAUACCAACGGUCAAAGUGAGUUUCCCGAUAACAAUCAACAGAGAUGCAACGGCAGACUUGUGAUUGCAAAGGCCGCCGAGCUAACUGAAAACCCCGCGAUGAACUUGAUGAUUAUUCGGGAGUAUUUGGCUCAACAGACAAUGAAGUCCGCUGAAUCAUUCAUGAUCGUCGAGAUGAAGAAAAUUUGUGGGAAUGAUAUGGAGGCAAAAUUGCGACGUUUAGACAAGAUCCAUUGUGGAGCGAAGAGAAUGAUUCGAGAACGUUUGGCUGGAAAUGGCACGGACUAUGUGGAGGAAAAAGUCAAACAAUUUGUCGAAAAUUUUGCAUCGCUUUUGAGAGACAAGAAAGUCGAUAUCCUCAUUGCACGGCUCAAGCAGCUCCUUGACGAACAACGUGAUCAAUACUUAAAGCACCUGGGCAGACAAAGACACGGAGAAGUGAGUGAUGAGGGAUUUACUUGGAUAAGUGAGAAAGAACGAACUGAAGACGAAGGCGACACUCGCUCUUUGGAGGUGAUCACAGAAGAAGAUAAAUCGUUGAUGAGAAGAGAGCAUGUCGACGGAAAAGUUCAACUCGUUGCUCGACGCGGCGAGUUUCAACCUCAACGAACAACAGAAAAAAGAGUUGAAAAGGAGAUCACUUCACAGGAUACUUUGAUAGAGGAAAAUUUCGAGAUGCUAUUGGGAAAUUCGGUGCUAAGUGGACUUCGAAAAAGGCUCGUUGCUUUCAGUGUUCCUUUGGCUCAAACGGCCUGUGAGGAUUUUGCCGAGCUUGGCAAAAACUAUGAGGCUUGGGGUUACCAUGAAUUGGUGGAAAAAAUGAAACUGCCUAAUGUUUGCUUUCAAAACUCAGAGCUUGGAAUGAGCAAGCUGAAAUGCCUUGGAGCCUCAUCGGAAUCGCCAACAAAAGUACAGCAAAAUGUAACGCUU
Messenger RNA from Mesorhabditis belari, 2481 nucleotides. The record is from the annotation of a GenBank genome assembly. NCBI's taxonomy places the organism in Eukaryota, Metazoa, Nematoda, Chromadorea, Rhabditida, Rhabditidae.